Brassica napus (rape) is the source of this 2136-nucleotide messenger RNA. RefSeq names its product zinc finger BED domain-containing protein RICESLEEPER 2-like. The record is from RefSeq and is a predicted model, not a curated record. Bases 469 to 2136 code for a protein of 555 amino acids. The transcript is spliced from 2 exons. NCBI's taxonomy places the organism in Eukaryota, Viridiplantae, Streptophyta, Magnoliopsida, Brassicales, Brassicaceae. Gene Ontology annotation, molecular function: DNA binding.
AACUAGGAUGCAGGGAUGUUAAAAUGGGCUUGUCCUACCCAUUUACGUCCAAACCCGUUUAAUUUUUGUGUCCAUAUAAAGUCCAUUUACUUAACAAUAUUAAACGGGCUUCGUCGGGUUUGUCCACAUGUGUCCAUUUAAUAAAUGGGUUUUGAUAAAAAUAACUGGACAGCCCAUUAAAUUCAUUUAAUUUUUUUUUCUCUUUUUCAACCUAAUCUAUCGUCGUUGUUCUUCCUCCUUCUUCACCUCCUUGGCUCUUUGCCUCCUUACGAAAGAUCAAACUGCUCCAAAUGAGUUUCUGAUUCGAAUCACGAAGCUUCUAGGGUUUUGAUUUGUCUUCUAGAGUCGUUGUUCUUCACCUCCGUGUCUCCUUGCCUCCUUUCAUCUCGUCACGAGAUUCUCGUGUCUGCUACUUCUUCUUCUUCACUCUCUCCAGCUCGUGUCUUCCUCGUAUCAUACAAUCAAGAGAUGGACUAUGAUACUGUGCACACAAUGGCGCUUCUUGAAGCUCAACGUGAAUACAUGGACAUGAAUGAUGAAGAUGUUGAAUUUGAUAUAGAUGAAGAAAUGGCAGAAACAGAAACAGAAGCAGAAGCAGAAGUUCAGUGUGAACCACAAGCCACUGCAUCAACACAAGCAGCGAAACCUCAACGUAAGCGUCGAAAAACUUCACUUGUUUGGAAAGAUUUUGUACUAGUGGGGGUAGAAGAGGAUGGAAAAGAAAGGGCUAAGUGCAUUCAUUGUGAUUCAAAAUUAGUGGUUGGUAAGACUCAUGGUACAAAUCAGUUGAAACGGCAUUUAGAGUUUUGUUCUAAGAUGCCUAAGAAGGUAGAUAAGCAUGUGUAUGAUCAUAUGGUAGAUCGUGAGAUGGUUACUGAGUCUAUCAUUUACCAUGAUCUACCAUUUCGAUACGUGGAAUAUGAGAAAGUUAGAGAAAGAGAUAGGUAUUUAAAUCCUGACGUUCAACAUAUCUGUAGACAGACUGCUGCUCUUGAUGUUUAUAGGAGAUAUGAAAUAGAGAAAGAGAAGUUGAAAGGGCUGUUUGUGAAGCACCGUGGUAGGGUUUGUCUCACCGCUGAUUUAUGGGUAGCUCGUCCUCAAAACAUGGGUUAUAUCUGCUUAACUGGACAUUAUAUUGAUGAUGGCUGGAGAUUACACAGCAAGAUCUUAGAAUUUUGUGAGAUGAAGUCUCCACAUACUGGUGAGGAAAUAGCUAAUAAGGUUUUUGAGUCAUUGAAGGGAUGGGGUUUGGAGAAGAAGGUUUUCUCGAUGACGUUGGACAAUGCCACCAACAACAACAGUAUGCUGAGAAUCCUCAAGGGUAAGCUUCAGAUGAUUGGUGGAAGCGAUGGAGGUUUGUUGUCUGAUGGUAAACACAUACAUGUGAGAUGCUGUGCUCAUAUUCUAAACCUCAUAGUGAAAAGUGGCUUAGCAUUAGCGAACAGUCUUCUGCAUAAUAUCCGAGAAAGUGUUAGAUAUGUGAAAGCAUCGCCACAAAGACAAGAAGCAUUUGCGGCAUGUGUAGAGAGAGUAAGAAUUACAAGUGGAUUGGGGUUGUCACUUGAUGUUCCUACUCGCUGGAACUCUACAUAUGAGAUGCUUUUCAGAGCUCUCAAGUUUAAGGCUGCAUUUGCUAGCAUGGAGUUGUAUGAUCCAAAGUAUAAGACGUUGCCUACAGAGGAUGAGUGGAAACGUGGGGCAAAAAUCUGUGACCUUUUGAAGCCAUUCAGUGCUAUCACGACUUCUUUUUCGGGUUCAAAGUAUCCUACUUCGAAUGUCUACUUCACACAAGUAUGGAGGAUACAAUUGUUAUUGAAGAGAUAUGCAGAAUGUGAUGAUGAUGGAGUGAGAGAAAUGGCCAGAGAGAUGCAAGUUAAGUUUGAUAAAUACUGGAAAAGUUACAGUGUAAUCUUGGCUAUGGGAGCAGCUUUAGAUCCAAGAAUAAAGAUUGAGAUGCUUGAAGCUGCUUAUAAGAAAUUGGAUCCCUCUACUUCAAGUUUAAAGAUAAAAGAACUCAAGGAUAGUUUGUCUGCACUCUACAAAGACUAUCAGAAACGGUCUCAAACAAGUUCUUCAGGUGUUUCACUCACACCAACUCCACAAGAGAUUGUCACAGAAUCUCCACUUGAAGAUUAA